Molecule: messenger RNA, 3268 nt
Organism: Biomphalaria glabrata
Lineage: Eukaryota; Metazoa; Mollusca; Gastropoda; Planorbidae
Exons: 3
Coding region: 456-1409 (317 amino acids)
Source: RefSeq, a predicted model, not a curated record
AGAAAUAGUAUCCGUUGCAUCAGAACUUUGAAUGGACUAAAAUAUUGUGAUGUCGGAUUUUCACUAUCUUUUCUAGUUUACGAGAUCUAAACGGGAUGGACGGACGGACAGACAGGCCACACAAAACUAAUAGCGUCUUUUCUUCUUCCGGGGGCCGCUAAAAAUCUAAUCUGGCAUGUGGUUAAAUAAAGUCUAAACCAGUGAAGACUAAAAUGACGAGGAAGUCUUAAAGAAUGUUGGCUCCCAGCUCGUGUUCAGGUGCAGCCCAUUUGAAAAUAUGUCUUGAAAACUGAAGGAUUCUGUUUCGCUUGGACGCAUGGCCAGAGUGCAAAUUAAAUUUUGCAGUAAUGAAACUUACAAAGACUUAAGUAGUUCAACACGUAUAUUGCAACGAUAUUUAUUUGUACAUAUAUACACCACAAGUAGAACAGCAAAUAAAUAAGUAAAUAAAUAUAAUGACAUCUACCCAGACUACACGCAAUGUGCGUACCUCAACCAGCAUUAACACUACUGCGCCAUUAACAACAGUUACACACUCUUCAACUAACAACUCCACAUCGCAGGUGAACUCCUCUGACGAUGGUGCUAUUGCCGGUGGAUGCAUUGCUGCUCUAGUAGUAGUUGCACUGAUAAUCAUCGGGAGCAUUCUCUUCUACAGAAGACGUAAGCUUCAAUCUGAAACCAACAAGCACCACAGUCUUAACUCUGAACCACAUUUAGAUAACGAUCAAUAUUUGAAUGUUGAUUUACCAGACAUAACACAACCAUCUCUGCCUCCUCGAGAUAUACAAGCUGCCUACCUCAACACUUUAGUCUUAGACACAUCUUUACCUAAUACAGAGUUCAACUUGUCACACAUCAAUCAAAGUUCGACCUUAACCAAUAAUAUAGACAAAGAAAACAAAGCUAUAGAACAACUAAUUACAGUAGAAGCCAACACUCAAAGUGAGAAGCCAGAAUUUUAUCUCGAUGAUAAUACAACGAAUGAUGCAUACACAUCUCUCAGAUCUCAGACAGGCGAAUGUGUCAACCCAUACAAUACGUUGCAAGAAUUUGAGGACACUCCUCAAGAGACAGCCAAAAAACCUUCCAAUAAUAUUCCAAUAAAAGGAAGUGACAUAUCAGUGAUAAGUCUUCCUGAACUAGAGAAAACAAUCCAUUCUUUCUUAGAGAAAAAACAUUUAAAAAGUGAAGAAAUGAAGAGUGCCUACUUGAAUUGUGCUUCUAAUGGAGUUAAACAGGACACUAAUGGAGUUAAACAGGACACUAAUGGAGCUAAACAUGAUAUCUAUCAAAACUCCCCACAAAAAAGAAAGACACAUCUCAAGGCUCGUAAAGAUAAGAAAAAUAAAAAGAAUUUCAACAAAGGCAAGAAUGACAGGCAUGACCAAGUCUACAGUAACCAUUAAAAUGAUCAUGUUAUUUUUUUUACCCUUUUGAAAAACAGUAUAUAUUACAAUACUUCAUAAGUAUGUUUUUAAAUGAUAAGUAUGUUUUUAAAUGAUAAGUAUGCUGAUUGUGUUGUGUUUUAAAGGUCGUUGGUGAUAAAAACAAGAGAGAGAGAGAGAGAGACAUUACUCUCACAAAAUCAUAACUUAACAAACUCCUGACAUAGACGUUCAUUAAUGUUGAACAAUAAAUAAAAACAAACGAAAGAUUUUUGUUCAAAGUAUUAGAUCGAAAGAAAGUAGUUCAACAAUCGUAUUCCUUCUACUGUGUAGAUUUAUACAUUUUUUUUUUAUUUUAUAUAUCCUAAAGUGACAGUGUGCACUCUGCCCAACAUUUCAAAGAAAACUUUUGACGUUCCCUUGAUAGAGUUUUAAAUCUUUGAACAUUGUUCGAUUUUUAAAAAAUAUUUUUACAAACAUAUAUUAUUGAAUAACACCUUUGAAAAAUAGUAGUUGUUAUUCCUAACAUAAUUGCUGAUUACAAGCAAUAAUAAUAAGAAUAUAUAUACCCAACCUUUUUUAAAAUUUCGAUAGUAUAUCAGCUAUAAUUGGAAAUUGCUGAUCAAUACUGAGGCGCAGGAAAAUGUAUCCCUAAAUUAUUUUAUAGGUAUGUUUUUUACUACUUAAAAAAAGGAAAAGUUUUUUUUUAAAGAUUUGCCAUUAAUUGCAUGAAGGGCAUUAUGUAAAUAUAGGGUUACCAGAUACCAGCAUUCUUAAAAGAGAAACGAAAGUCUUACAAAGGUGGACAAGAAGACCUCAACAAAAAGCAGACCACAGUCAACUUAAAAAAAUAAGGAUUACAAUUUCUGAAAUGUGUCAGUCAAUUAUAGGCAGUUGUCUCAUGACCGGGUGCUACCACAUCAGGUUUCACGCCUCAACACAUCUCUCUGACAACACUUUAAAGUGCCUCGGUAUCUACUAUUCUCUCACCUAUCGAUUGCACUGUCCAGUGGCAAAGUCUGUUCUCGUCAUUCUGCUGGGCAGAAUUGAAUCAACUCUUUUCUUCAAUGCUCGCUCUUGUCCAGGUGGAAGUGAUUAGUUUCCAAUACGAGGAACCUUCACACUGUUGUGGAUGGUGCGUGAUGACUGUGGUGUGCAGAGUUACAACAGAGAUGAACAAUUUGAUUGAUGAAUAAAAUGCCAUUGCAAGAAAGCCGGAGAUUUUUUUUUACACUUUAGGCCUAUGCUUGGACUACGAAUGACAUGACCUCAAAAAGGAGGGAAUGUCUUCCCUUUGCUGGGCGUCUGGGAACCCUUGGUAAAUAUUUUCGAAUUCUAGAUAUACAUGCUAUAUCAAUAUAAAUAUUUUUCACCAGUUUCUGAUGGUUGUCCAGUCACAUUAAUUUAAUCUUAUUUGCUUCAUUUAUCAAGAACAAAACUAACCCUAACAACACAGUCAUUUCACCAAUUAACUGAGAAGCGCGGCUAAUUGUCUAGCACAUUUAAAACUAGUCUUGCUUAAAACAUAAGAGAGAACACAAGGCUUUAGACGUGGCAUCCAUGUUGUUAUUUGCUUUAAUAAUGGUGGUAAAUAAAAAAAAAUAAUCUAUUGUCAUAUUAGAAAUGUCUCCUUUUGAUUUUAAACAUUUGAAUACGGAAUAUUAGAUUCAUAAAUUGUUUAGUGCAACAAAAAUAUAAGGACAUUUAUCUUUUUCCAUAAUAUAUUCAUGUAUUAAAAUGCAUAUUUAAAUAAAAUACGCAUGAGUCUAUAUACAACAAUUAAUUGAGAGAGAGUACAGCUUAUUAGAGCGAUUACUUUGUUCUUCCAUUUACGAUGAUCAAUUUCCACGAAAUAAAUGUGUACUAUACAUUUCUUAAAA